AUGGCUACCAAACAACAGAGCCAAAACGCCAUCACUCUCAAAGGGUCUGCGAAAUUGGUUAUGGACUAUUUAAAUUUUGGAAUAAACAGUAUUCUUUUUCAACGGGGAAUAUACCCACCAGAAUCUUUCAAAACAGAAGAACAUUUUGGACUGUCGAUUCUUGUGUCAACCGAUAAUAAAAUUCAACAGUUCCUACAACCCGUUCUCAAUCAAAUGAAAGAUUGGUUGUUAGAACAAAAAAUUCAAAAUAUGUCAAUGGUAAUAUCCAAUGUUAACACCAAAGAAGUGAUGGAACGCUGGGAUUUCAAAUUGCAGUAUGAAGGAUCUGGUGAUUCAAACCCAGAUUCAGUUGGAAAUAAAGAGCUAACAACAAUCCAAAAAGAAAUUAGAGACGUACUGAGGCAAAUUUGUUCUACUGUUAGUUUUUUACCUUUACUUGACUGUCCAUGUGCUUUUGAUUUGCAAAUAUACACUAAACCUGAUGUAGAUGUACCACAAGAAUGGUCUGAAACGGCUCCUAGUUAUAUUGCUAAUUCUCAAGAGCUACAGUUACGAUCAUUUUCAACUUCAUUGCAUAGAAUGGAUACUGUUGUGAGUUAUAAAGCAGACUUUUAA
Messenger RNA from Macrosiphum euphorbiae (potato aphid), 615 nucleotides. The record is from the annotation of a GenBank genome assembly. NCBI's taxonomy places the organism in Eukaryota, Metazoa, Arthropoda, Insecta, Hemiptera, Aphididae.